This is a messenger RNA of Egretta garzetta (little egret), 6077 nucleotides long. It is a transcript of the gene WASF2, whose product is annotated as WASP family member 2. Gene Ontology annotation, molecular function: actin binding; protein kinase A regulatory subunit binding; Arp2/3 complex binding. Gene Ontology annotation, cellular component: cytoskeleton. NCBI's taxonomy places the organism in Eukaryota, Metazoa, Chordata, Aves, Pelecaniformes, Ardeidae. The record is from RefSeq and is a predicted model, not a curated record. Gene Ontology annotation, biological process: positive regulation of Arp2/3 complex-mediated actin nucleation; actin cytoskeleton organization.
AAUCAAUCUUGACUUCUUUCUGGGCACGCUCUAGUCUCGCAUCCUGAUUAGAGCUCCCUCGUCGUUAAACUGCUGUAGCAGCGAAACAAUGGUCCAGUGUAAACCUGGGCCCCGGGGGAUUUCCCAAGGGAAGAGGGGUGCAGCCUGCAGGAUAAGGAACAGUCACCAGAAAGUUUCCUGGUCAGCUGCAAGCGCUUCCUGUUGUUUCAGGAGAACCCUCCAGGAGAGAGGCACCACGCAUGCUUUGGUGUGCUGGAAGAAGCUGAACAGUGCCUGAAGCAGGUCCACCAUGCCGUUAGUAACGAGGAACAUUGAGCCAAGGCACCUGUGCCGUCAGACGUUGCCUAGCGUUCGAAGCGAGCUGGAAUGCAUGACCAACAUCACCCUGGCAAAUGUCAUUCGACAGCUGGGCAGCCUGAGUAAAUUUGCAGAAGACAUAUUUGGAGAGUUGUUUACUCAAGCCAACACCUUUGCCUCUCGGGUGAGCAUUCUAGUCGAGAGAGUUGACCGCUUGCAAGUCAAAGUCACUCAGCUGGAUCCCAAAGAGGAAGAAGUCUCCCUGCAAGGCAUUAACACCAGGAAGGCCUUCAAAAGCUCCACUACUCAGGACCAAAAGCUCUUCGACAGAGAUUCUCUCCCCGUGCCUGUCCUUGAAACCUAUAGGACCUGCAAUACUCCUCCACCUCUCAACAUUCUCUCACCUUACAGGGAUGAUGGCAAAGAGGCGCUUAAAUUCUACACAGAUCCUUCCUAUUUCUUUGACCUUUGGAAAGAGAAAAUGCUUCAGGACACCAAGGAUAUUAUGAAAGAGAAGCGGAAACAUAGGAAAGAGAAAAAGGAGAAUCCGAACCGAGGAAAUGUGAAUCCGCGGAAAAUCAAAACCCGUAAAGAAGAGUGGGAGAAGCUGAAAAUGGGACAAGAGUUUGUAGAGUCAAAGGACAAACACGGUCCUGCCGGGUACCCCUCUAACAUGGUGUAUCAGAACGGCAGCAUUGGUUCAAAUGAAAGCAUGGAUGUGAACUGCUACCCGCCACCGCCGCAGACUGACUCUAUUGUGCCACCACCUCCUUCAUUCCCAGAUGACAGCCUGCCUCCGCCCCCGGUGGAAUUUAGCUAUCCUGUAGACAACCAAAGAGGUUCUGGUUCUGGAGGGACCAAACGAUCCAGCCUGGUUAGCCCGAGUCACCCACCACCAGCUCCUCCGAUCGGAUCCCCCUCAGCAGCCAGGCCGGGCUUUGCUCCCCCUCCGGCGCCACCUCCACCACCACCACUGAUGGGAAACCCCCCUCCACCACCGCCGCCUCCUGGCCCACCGCCUCUGUCUUCCAGCGGCCCGGAUGGUCCCCCACCCCCUCCUCCACCCUUGGACACCUCCACCUCCAAGCCCAAGUCAUCCUUGCCUGCGGUUAGCGAUGCCAGGAGUGAUCUACUUUCAGCUAUUCGUCAAGGCUUCCAGCUCCGCAAGGUGGAGGAGCAGCGGGAACAGGAGAAGCGGGACGUUGUGGGCAAUGAUGUGGCAACGAUCCUGUCACGCCGCAUCGCUGUGGAGUACAGCGACUCUGAGGACGACUCUUCGGAGUUCGAUGAGGACGAAUGGUCGGAUUAACCACGGUCCCGUCCCCUUCUUCCCCUCCUCUCCUGGGUUAACAUCAUCUUAAAGAAUCAGGUGGCCAAACCAUCCACCACUUCCUCUUUCAUCCCAUAACCAAAGAUGUGCCAAGGAUUUUCAGACAACCAGCAGCAUAUCUCCCCUCUUCCUACCCCUCCGGCUUUGGCAGGACUUUGUGCUCUGCCUUUCCAAAAGGUCUCCUCACGGACACUGAGGAUGCGGUGUCGGGAUUUAGCUGGAGGGGGUGUAACGGUUACUUAUUUAAAAGAGAGCUAAACCUCCAGAUUCUCGAUGCCACCAGGCAGAGCACAUAUAAACCCUCCAUCCUGAGGGAUUUUUAAAGUAAAGAUGGAUGAUCCUGUUGCGGCCGCAUGGCCUUUCAGAUGAAGGACAUUUUCAGCUAGUUUUCUCAUUGCAACAGCAGACAGUUGAUCUGAUGGCUCUUCCUUUCCAGUGAAUACUGGUAGUGCUGCAAGAAAAUGGGCUUUAAAUGUCAGUUCUCUGCUGCAUCCCACUGUCAAAUAAUCAGGUUUUGGCAAUAGUGCACAAUUCUUUCCCCUCUGACCCCCUAGUAUUAUUUCCAGACGGCCCUGCGUGGGGUGUGCUUCCUGGCUCUAGGGCUGUGCAGUGCAUUGGGUGCAAUGUGAGGAGGGACUUUUUUAAUUAUAAUUAUUAUUAUUACUAUUUUAAAAGCUGCCUUUACCUUCCUCAAAUCUCCUGGACUGUUUCGCCAAGUCUGCCAGAGGAGACUUGCACAAAGGGAUGCAAAGCCGGAGCAGAACGGUUGCUCAGCUUCCCGCUUCUGGGAGAGCAGAGCCACUGCCCCACUGAGACACAUCUGUGUGGUCAGCACCGAGCGGUGGCAAAACUCCGCUUGGCUGAUUUCUCCAAUUCAUGCUGAGAGUGUGUUUAAAAAAGAGAGGGGGGUGGGGGGAAAAGUGCCUAGAGCAGGGAGAUGGUGUGGGGAGAGGUCCUCUGAACACCAGGCACUUUGAUCUUCUUUGGCCUGUUCAGGGCAAUGCUGCAGUCAGUUUGAAGAGGUGCUUUUUCUAGCCGGGUGACCAUACUUUCUACACAGGGACUCGAGUAGCGGAAAAUGCUGGUAUUACCUUCGCUUCCUCCUCCCUUCCACCUAAGGAGGGGAGUUUGUGUGCCUAAAGAUGUCUUGUGUGCGAACUGAGUUGCCCAUCAGUUACAUCAGACCUAACCUACGUCUUUUCCCAUCAUUUUGUUGUUCUAAUUCAUUAGUUAAUUUUAAGAAAACAUGUUGUUGUUUUCUCCUCACUAACCCUAUGAAUUCCCAGGCUGCCCAGUACAGAUGCAGUACUGGCAGGGGGAGAAAAUGGAGAACUUGAACUAGCUGACCUAGGUUUUAUUGCUGUUUUAUAUUCCCUUACCUAGAAUAUAAGCAUAUUUUGUAAAUCUAGAAACAACUACCCCCAAUGCUACAGAUGUGUAUUUCAAUUUGGACGUGACUCUCUCAGCCAGGGUCACGCAAGAAAGCAAUUCCAAAGCUUUUUGGAGAUCAUGGGUCCAGCUGCUGUGGGUUGGGACCAGCUGCAUGCCCCAUUAAGAGCAACUCUCCUUUGCCUUUCCUAUUUUAAAGUAUUUUGCCAGCCUGUGCCUGUUCUUUCUUCUCUGGCUUGCCUUGUUUAAUGAUGUUGCUGAUACCUGGAACGCCAGGCCCAGCCUGAGGCUGCUGCGUUGCUGAAAAUCCUUCUUGGGGUUUGAUUGAUGGCUUCAGUUUGUGCCACUGAGUUCUUACUGAUUCCUUGUGUGUGUGCGCGUGCAUUUUUAAUCUUUGAAAGAGCAGAUAAGGGCCUGGAGGAUGGGCUUUUCUGGGGUGCGGAUCAAGCUGAGAUCCAGCGCGACCCUGAGCACAAUCAGGAGAGAUUUACUGGACCGCUACACCAUCAGAUUUUUGUCUGCAAAUCAGCUGCUAGGCAGGAUGCAAAGGGCGUAGACGGUGAGGCAUCCCGAUGGGCUGGGAACAUCUGAGCAGCGCUAGUUCCAGGUUCUGGAAGAGGGAACAAACCCCUCGAGUGCCAGUGAGCCAUUGUGCAGCGGAGGGACUUGGAAAUGCAAACUGAUUAUUGCUGCGAGCCGGGUAAGGGGAGCUAGAGGAGAAUCGCUGCCUCUUGUUUUUCUGCUCUUUCUGUAAGCAUCCUCCCCUGGCUUCUCUCGGAGACAGGUUCCUGGGGAAAAUGGACCUUUAAGCUAACCCGGGCUGACAGCAUUAUCACACAGGGAGGCGAGGAGCUUGCAAAUGCCAAACCUGGGUUAAUUUUAAAUUGCCUUAACUAGACUUGGCCCCUGUUGGGAAAGGGGGAGCAAGUAUUCCUGUCGUGUGAAAUACAGGAAAGUGCCAUAUUCUCCGUGACCCAGAUGGAUGGUUUGUCAGGCAGGGCCAUGCCUCGGGGCGCUGGGGACAGGGUUGCCCCACGCGCUGCCUGUUGCACAAGGAUGCUGUGUGGGUGAUCUGGCAUGGCCGCGGGUGGAGUCGGCUCCUCCGACUGCCUCGCCUGCUUGCAAAGCCCUCCUGGCAGCGGGAGGGACGCUGCUUUGUCCGUGCAAGCCUGCUGUAACCACCCUCUGCUUUCAGACUCACAUCCCGAGGUGAGAAUCAAAACUGCUGGAUGCUAAACAGGAGGGUGGUGGACAGAUAGGGAAGGUUGGUUGGUUGGUUUUGUUUUCUUUUUUUAAAAACUUUGAUUGCAAAAAGAAAUGGCAUGAGCCUAGCGUGAAGAUCCCAGAGAAACAACUGGUGUAACGUGACCAUCUUGGAGUAUCGUUGCAAAAUCACAGAGCACUUGGGCCACCAAGUAAGCUUCAUAUUUCUUAAACCAGUAGGGGAAGAGGAGAGGUGCCAAAAACAACCUUUGCAAGACAGAGCAGCUGUGCUGGAACUGCAGGGCUGCUGCCCCAUGUAGACCGAGGGCCUGUGCUGGACUCCCCUGCCAUCUUUGUCAUUUCGUGUUAACGUACUCCUUCCGCCCUUUUUACCGCAUGAGGCUGGCUCAAACGGCACGGCAGGCGAACCUCAAGCAUUUCACAAAGCCAAAAAGCGAGAGCUGGGCAGCUGGGGUCCUCCCCGUCUUUCCAUUUCAGCCCGACCCGUGUCCGUAUGGAGCCGCAGAGCCGGAGCAGCCAUUUCGCCUGUCCUGGGAGCCGUUUGCUCAGGGCGUGCUUGCUCCCUCCCCGCACACAGCGAGUUUGGGCAGGCCGCCGCUGCCUUCCUCUUCCCGACGCCGCGCUCCUGGUUAAACAUUCUCCCGGUGUCCUCGCCCGCAGUGCUUGGCUGCUGCUCCCGGCAGCCUUUCCCCCGCUGCCCCCCUUCCCGCACUCGCAGGGAAAGCCUCGUCCCGGCUCCCUGGGCUCAGCCUGGAGCCUCAGCCGCAGUCGGUGACCUUCACUGCUUUCUCCUCUCCUUAUCAGACCCAAAGCACCAGACCAGAUCGAGGGAAGGGGCUCCUGGAGGUCCCAGAUGGCCGAGAAACUGUGCGGAGUGUCAUUUCAGGGAAAGGAUAAAAAUAUAUAUUUUUUAGGUUUUUUCCAGUCCAUGAACUUAUUUAAGAUGCCUCUUUUGGAAGUACCUGCCCUUGGCGGGCUCCGGUGGGGAGCUGGCUGGCAGGGCUUCGCGUGGGGCAGAUGCAGCUGCCCCGGGUCAGGUUUCCUUGCUGUUGGAUUUCGGGGGGUAGCUUGCCUUCUCUUCCUUUUUAAAACAAAGCCUUGAAGCGGGAAGUGGAUCCCAUGUUUUUAUUACUGUAUUAACAUUCAUUUUAAUUCAUUUCAGAAACUAACCCAUUUUUCUUCCUGAUUAGAAUGUCAUAGAAUUAGACGAGCUGUAACCCUCCUGAAGUGCCUUAUUUUCCUACAUGAUAUAAAUAUAUUUAUAAGAGUAAUUAUUCCACUUGUAUCUUAGGGGUUUAUUGCUGAGCAGAGGAUGUGGUGGGAGGAGAGGUGGGAAGUGCCCUCGAAGGACCCAGCCAGGCCGGGGGUCGGAAGGGCGAUGCCUGACGGCAACUCUCAGGGUGCAGGGGGUUACUUCAGACCAAAGGAGUUUCAGCAGUGAAACUCUGCUUAGAAAAAAAGAAAAAUAAUGGGGGGGGGGGGGGGGACGACGACAAAAAAAAACCCCACCCACAACCUCAUGAGCAAAAUACUGUAGAUUUGUUUGGUUUUCUUACCCGUGCAAAAGAAACACUGGUGGCCAGGCUCUGCUGCCUCGGGCGCACGAUGCAGCGGGUGCAAAGCUGCUGCCGCUGGGGGAGCAGAGCCCGGUCCGUGCCCGUACCUGUGCAUCCCAGUGCAGACUCGCUGCCUCCUGUCUGCCUGUGCGAUGUCUGUCUGUGCUUUCCCCUGUCGGUUGUUGUGUAAGCCAAGCUUUCCUGCUGCUUUAUUUUUUUUUUUUUUUUAUAAUCAGCUCAGUAACCCCUGAAUGAAAAUCCCAAUUACAGAUUUUUUUUUU